Annulohypoxylon maeteangense is the source of this 1283-nucleotide messenger RNA. RefSeq names its product ubiquitin carrier protein. The coding region runs from base 482 to 955 and encodes 157 amino acids. The record is from RefSeq and is a predicted model, not a curated record. Gene Ontology annotation, molecular function: SUMO conjugating enzyme activity. Gene Ontology annotation, cellular component: nucleus. Gene Ontology annotation, biological process: protein sumoylation. The transcript is spliced from 4 exons. Lineage: Eukaryota; Fungi; Ascomycota; Sordariomycetes; Xylariales; Hypoxylaceae.
GGACUUAACGUACAGUACCUGCCUGCGUGCCUAGCAGCAAUAAAGAGAAAGAGAAACUGCUAAGGGUCUGUUGGAAAAGCGCUGGAACACCGCUGCAAGACGAAGCUUCCGGCUAACAUCUAUUCACGUUCAUGCAUUUCUUGCCUUUGGAGCCUCACCUACGAAGGCUUCACAUUCUUUCCUUUUCUUCUUUUUCUUGAUACACAACUUCAAUACAGAUCAUCCCCUACUAGUAAACCAACUUUUUUCUCAAACUUUCUACCCGUUGUGAGGCCCUGAAGCCGAUAAAGUCUAUGACCCGCUGGCGAAUAUCGUAAUAGAUUCAACGCGAAAGUCAUAGUAUUAGCUUUUUCAUAGAAAUUUGCGCGAAGUCUUACCGCAUUCCUUCCUUUUGAUUCUACUACAAACAUAGUAGAAAAUCCAUCCACCAGAACAAGAACAAGUUACACACGAUCAUCAUCAAUCGAUUUAUCCUCCAACCAUGUCUCUGUGUCAAUUGCGCCUCGGUGAGGAAAGAAAACAGUGGCGCAAAGAUCACCCCUUUGGAUUUUGGGCCAGACCGGUUAAAAAUGCUCAAGGUGUUUUGGACCUGAAGAUUUGGGAGUGUGGUAUUCCUGGCAAGGAGAAGACAAUCUGGGAAGGCGGUCUGUUCAAGUUAACCAUGACGUUCCCUGAUGAGUAUCCCACGAAGCCUCCGAAGUGCAAGUUUACGCCGCCGCUAUUCCACCCCAACGUAUACCCUUCGGGCACCGUCUGCCUCUCGAUCCUGAACGAAGACGAAGGCUGGAAGCCCGCGAUCACAGUGAAGCAGAUCGCGCUUGGCAUCCAGGACCUCUUAGACAAUCCCAACCCAGAAUCGCCCGCGCAGGCCGAAGCGUACAACCUUUUCAAGCGAGACAAGAUCGAGUAUGAGAAGCGUGUCAGACGAACGGUCAGGGAAAACCCAGCCUCAUAAAGCGUUCUUCGGGUGCUAGGAAGAUGGUCUCUUAGGUCUGGGACUAUUAUACUUGGUGUGUUUUCGGGAUUGGAGUUUAGGCUACGGAUACCACACAUAUGGAUGGCUGCUUUCUGCAUUUGAGCCCUCGGAGUUUGACACAGGCAACUACGCAAGGAUGUCAGAGAGGUUUUUAAACAUUGCGGCCAUGAAGUCCACGGCUUUUUCUUUCACUGGCGAAAAUGAUCUAGCUUGUGCUUUAGGAAGCCGUGGCACGAUUUCAAUGCAGAUAGAUUCCUCCGGGAUUUAUAGAGUCUAUACAUUCUCCGUUCCUUGUGACGACUAUUCC